AAUUCUUGAUUAAAUUACAAACAUUCCGAUCUAUCUGCAAUUUUCAACCACAUAAUUCUUGAUUCCUGAUUCUUCCAACAGUUGAAUUCUGCAACUUCUUUUGUAUAUUCAGAUCAAAGAAUUCUGAUGAUAUACGAAGGUGGUGGAGUCUAAUCUGAGGAAAUUGGUGUAGGGUUGAAUGCGCCUCCGAGAUCCAAGCGGAGGAGGAGGAGGCGCAAACGCAAACGCAAACGCAAACGCAGUCACGUCAUCCACAUGCGCUGGCUACUACUAGAUCUGGGCAACUAAUUUGAAUCUGAAACGUAUCCCUUCCACCUCCACAAUUCCGCCCACAGAAAUUAGGGAAGGAUUUACGGAACUACAAUAUAUAAUUGAUUUGAUCGAACCUACAUGGAGCUUCCUCAACCCCACUCCUAUGGCACUCAAGGCCGGAAACCUACGCAUGACUUCCUUUCACUUCGUUCACCUGCCCAUCAAGAUCCAACUCUCACUCCUCCGGGUCGAUACCUCAAAACAUACGACUUAUUGCAACCGCUAGUGGGGAAGAAUGGUGAUGAAAUAAGAUCUACUGAAAAACCCAUGUCCAACAUUCUUCCUAGUGGGAUUGGGAGUUACAGCAUUAAUCACAUUUCUUACAUCAAUCAAAGCCAUAGAUCAUCAAAGCCUGAAGCUGCACAGUCAAGUAGUAGUGAUAGAAAUGAUGAAAACUCAAAAGGCAGUUCUUACACAGCUGGGAAUGGGAAUGGUUUCAAACUGUGGGAAGAAUCUGCUGGAAACAAGGGAAAGACAGGGAAGGAGAAUAUUGCUGGCAACAGGCACAUCAUAAGGGAGGGGGACAUGAAGAUUGGAGGAGUUCCAUGGAUAACAUCACCAUCACAGUCUUCAUCCAUCCAUAACCAUCCGACCACAAACAUUGGUUAUCCGUGGUAUGUUGGUAUUUUUUGCAGUCAUUCAGCACAAAAGAAUCAGAGUUUUGUUGAUAUGUUAAAAUCCGCUAAACCUUCCCAAGAAAAUGUGGAUGAUAAUGAUGGAGAGUUUGUUAUCAAGACAGAGACAUCCUCCCACCGCAAAGAUGUUGUUUCAGUUAAAGUUGAACCAAAACCCGAUCAAACGCCUAAUAUCCUGCGGUCGAAGCACUCUGCUACAGAACAGCGUAGAAGAAGCAAAAUCAAUGACAGAUUUUCAAUGUUGCGAGAUAUCAUCCCUCAUGGCGAUCAAAAGAGAGAUAAGGCAUCAUUCCUGUUAGAGGUUAUUGAAUACAUCCAGUUUCUACAAGAGAAGCUGCACAAGUAUGAAGAUUCAUAUCAGGGAUGGAGCAGUGAACCACCAAAGACAAUCCCUUGGAACAGUCAAAGACCAACACAAGUCCCAAAUGGUGCAUCUGGACCAGCAAUGGUGUAUGCUGCUGCCAAACUCGAUGAGAACAACAUCAGUAUAGCACCAAACAUCCCCCGAGAAGGCCAAAACCUAUUAGACACCGACAUGAGUCGUCUUGAUUCUAUCAAGGAAAUUGAUCAAUCCACAAAAGAAGCAUCUUCUUUCCCUAUGGCUUUGCAGCCAAACAUCUGUGCUGCUGCACCUCUAUCCAGACAUGAACCUGAAUUCUGUCAUAGUAGAUUGUGUGCUACUGAUUGCAGUGUUAAGUGGGAUAAUAAGUUGAAAGAGCAGGAACUAAUAAUAGAAAAUGGAACAAUCAGCAUCUCAACCAUCUACUCCCAAGGGUUAUUGAGUACUCUCACCCAAGCAUUACAGAGCUCGGGUGUGGAAUUGUCACGAGCGAGUAUCUCCAUACAAAUCGACUUAGGAAAGAGAGCAUAUCCUAAUUCCUCAACACCAAACUUUAAGAAAACACAAAUUGUUGGCGUCGAUGCAAGCGGUAGGGAGGAGGAGGAGAAUGAUAAAGGCCUGAAGAGAUUGAAAACAAGCAUAAACGACUAAAGGUUGAUAUUGAAUUGAUGCACUGUACAUGUAGUGGUUUUUUAUUUAUUAUUUCUAGUACAGGAAUCCAUUGAUAGUUUUGUCUUAUAGUAUUCAAUGAUGGAAAUUGCAUAUCUUGUUUUGGGGUCUGUAUUUUUGCUUUGAAGGUGAUACAAGGUAGAUGAAUGUUUUGUAGUCCCUGGACACCAAGUGGGGAAAAACCAUGUUUUUAUCUGGCACCCAUGUUCGUGUUCACGAUUAUGAUCGCUUAAGCUUACUUGAACAUCUUGUAAGGCAAUGUUUUAGACCGUUGAUAUGAAAUAUCACUCGAGUGAAAUGUGAGC
Cynara cardunculus var. scolymus (artichoke) is the source of this 2261-nucleotide messenger RNA. Its product is annotated as transcription factor BIM1-like. The transcript has 12 exons. The coding region runs from base 391 to 1938 and encodes 515 amino acids. NCBI's taxonomy places the organism in Eukaryota, Viridiplantae, Streptophyta, Magnoliopsida, Asterales, Asteraceae. The record is from RefSeq and is a predicted model, not a curated record. Gene Ontology annotation, biological process: DNA-templated transcription. Gene Ontology annotation, molecular function: protein dimerization activity; DNA-binding transcription factor activity.